Molecule: messenger RNA, 5138 nt
Organism: Mizuhopecten yessoensis (Yesso scallop)
Lineage: Eukaryota; Metazoa; Mollusca; Bivalvia; Pectinida; Pectinidae
Exons: 5
Coding region: 582-4256 (1224 amino acids)
Cellular component (GO): cytoplasm
Molecular function (GO): protein binding
Source: RefSeq, a predicted model, not a curated record
CGUCAUAAAUCAGAACCGCCUAUGGAGGGGUGUAGAUAAUCACUUAUAGGAGGAAAGUCCUUACACAAUGGACGUCGUUCCUGGACCGCAGCCGCUGUGACCGCCUGUCCGCAUCUGAGGAGCUGUCCGACCUCAGAUCGUGACCUGGAAUCAGGAUGGACAGGAAUUAGAAUCUCGGAUGGCCCGGAAGUGGCAACUUUACUAACCCCCUCACGUCAACCGAACACCGACUUCGUCAGUGAAACCCAUUUCCUGGUUCCAAACAUCACUCCUGUUCGUUUGAGAGAAUAAGACAUUGCUAUGGAGGAUGAGAGAUGACAGAGUGGGGAACCCCGGCCCAGGUCAGAGUGAACGAGUCGGUCCAUUGGCCCAGAUCAGCACAGUGCACAACGGUCUAUGGGAUCAUCAAUUCAACAUGACGUUCCACUCAAGAAUCAACAACCGAAUCAACGACUUCAGUCGUUUUGAAAACACACAGCCAGCCUUUUAAACACUGGUUUCCUAGGAAAAUUCUGGUUUAUGGAGAAAAUGCAGAGGACUACACAUUUUUCAUCGAAUUCUUAACAAUUUCAUUGAGCGAAAUGGAAAGAAAAAAAAUUCGUCAAAAUGCUAAUUUCUGCCGCUUAAUCAUGUAUAUGUGCAGUACUGGAACUGAUGUGAUGGAACUUGCACUUCUGGAUGUUGUGUUCAAUUGUCUACUUGCAGACGAAAGAAAACGCCUUGAGCAGGCUCAUUUAGAACACAGUUUAAAUUUAUCUGUAACAUUUGAAGAGCUUUUCCCGACCGAUGGACAUCUACCAAAACUGAAUGAAUUUGAAGACCUGACCAUCAAAAAGGUUUUCCGUAUGUCUCAUGAACAAGGAACGGCAUUGGACUUCCUCAGAAAGCAUGGUUUGAUUAUGGUUCUCCAAUCUCAUAGAAAACACUUGUGUAAACAUCGUUACAAAAUUGGGGAAGAAAGUUGGAACAAAAUUGAUACCUAUAAGGGGGAGGUUGAUAUAAAAAAAUUAGAUGUGUCCCUCUUGUUUUUUAUCAUUCGCAAUAUCUCAAAACCCCCAAAAAGCAACUGGAAUCAUAAGCCUAAAGAAGAAGAAAUUUCCAUGCAAGAUGACGUAUGUCGGAUUCACCUGUACAGAAACAUACUAGCACACUAUCGGGCCACACAACCAAUUAGCGACAGUGCUUUCGAUACCAUGUGGUCGGACCUUACAUGUGCAUUUAAACGGUUAUGUAGAGAUCCAGAUGCAAUGGAACGUGAUUCAAAGAAGUUGAAAUUAGCACCAAUUGAUGACCAGCAGCAACAGAAAUAUGAAGAACUAGUCGAUAAGUGGGUGGUGGAAGAGUUAGAAAAUGUAGAAAUGCUUAUAAGACAUAUUUCCAGAUCACAGGAAGAUUCAGCCGAGCAAAUUGUAAAUGAUGUGUCAACAGUCAUAGAUACAGCUGUUACCCAUAUCAAGAAUCACACUACAUCAGCAGUGAAAUCGACAGAAAGAGAAAUAACUGAAUGUGUACAAAGUUACAUAGAAGAAACCUUAACCCAAAUGAAGGAACAUGCGUCUAUGAUCACGGAUGAUGCUGCAGUUGCUUUCAACAUGCAGCUAGAAAGGACUUCUAAGGCAACCAAGGAGGAACUAGGAACUCUCAUAGGCGACAGUUUAGCGCGUGUGAGCAGUGACAUAGAGACUAGAAUAUCCGCUGUAGUUAAAGAUGAAGUUGCAGGAAUGUCAUCAACUCUUACCGACCCUGUCAAGCAGGAAGUCGGCACGAUCCUGACCAGCUGUUUCGAUAAGGCGGUUCAAGACAUUGAAAAGAGAGUUGCUGGUAUUGUAAAUGACACAACUUUAAGGACAAUAGAGGCACUAUUAGCUGAACGUGCAGAUCAAUUCACAGCAUAUAUAAUAGCCAAAGUAAAGGAAGAGCUGAUCAGAGCAAGUGGAUCGGACAUACUUAAAGAGAUUGUCAGAAAAGCAACUGAUGUUAUUACAGAGAAAAUGGCAGAAGACAACAGAAAACAUUUUGACACCUUACACCGGCAAUAUGCUUCGAGGCAUCCUGAUACGAGUUUGGAUCCAAAAAAACGUGUGCUACCCACAGAUUCUAUGACGGUUCAAGUGCACGCAUGGUAUGUGGAUGAACAGGAUUUCUUCGAGACAGGUGCAUCUAAAACUGUUGUGGAGUGCCUAGAAUCCAAGAAGCAUUUGGCAGUCAUCGGUCCACCGUUGUCCGGUAAAACUACGAUCGUGAGACAUACUGCUCUGCAUAUGAGAAGCAAAGGUUACACUGUUUUCCCAAUAUCUGACCCAAGUGAAAUAGACAAAUUCUUGUCCGAGGAAGGAGGGCAGAUAUUCAUCAUUGAUGACCCAUUAGGGAAGAAUUCUGUUGAUAAGAGAAGCCUAGAAGAAUGGGGUAAGGUCAACGAACGUUUGAGAAGGUUUAUCGAAAAUGUCGAUGUGAAAGUAAUAUGGAUUAUGAACAGCCAACAAGUCAGAGAAGAUGUCUUCAGAACAUCUGGGUUGAUUUUCACUGAAAACAAUAUGGACAUCACAGAACUGGGACUCUCUUGUGAGGAACGAAGAGGAAUAGGUGCAAAGUAUUUGGAAAGAACAUUUGUUGACGAUGAAGGUGCCUAUGUCAACAUUCUUGAUGUUGCAGCUAACUGCAAUUAUUUUUUCUUUCCAAAAAUUUGCAGUGAAUUUCGACAGAUUUCAAAAUGGCAGCAAACUCCAGAAAACCCUUUCCUGUUUCCAUUUGAAGUUUUGAUCAAUUAUUUUGAGCCUAUUCCCCAUAGAAGCAAGCACCAGUUUAAUGCUAUGGGCCUGUGUGCAAUUCUUGGGAGAUUACCGUCCGAUCGCAAAUCUUUGCGUCACGCAAUCAAAGAAGGUACAAGACACAUGACCUCUAACUUGGACAGUUGUGACAUCGACCUUGAGUCAGCCUUACAAUCCAUGAAGGGCAUAUGGAUAAGACAAACAGAGGAACACUUUGAGUUUUCUGACGAGAUCUACCGAGAUGUGAUUUUGUUCUUGAUGAGAAAACAGGUUCUUGAUCCAUCUACUGUUCUCAUGAACUUGUCUUGUCGCAGCAUUCGAGAACGGGUUAGGUACGACCCAGGGACCCCAGAUGAAGUACCUGAGAAAUAUGUAUUCGUUUUGGAAAAGCGAUAUUGGAAGGAAUUAUCAUUUCACAUAUGCCAUGACCUGCUUCACUUACGAAAAGGUCUAAAUUUGAGAGAGGGGCAUAAUGAAGACACAUUCAAGGAAAAAUAUAAAACAGAUGUGCUGCAGCUACUUGAAAAUGCCUCGGCAGGUAACGAGUUGUGCAGCAGUGAUUUUCUAGCGAUCACUGCAUUAUCAAUUCAAACAGAAAAUGCAGAAAUGAUUGAUACGCUGUUUCAGAAUCAGCCUUCAGAAGCCGUCAACACCCUUUUUAACGAAACAGUAGAAAAUAGUAAAAUGGGUGUAGUGGGUUUCAGUCCACUUCAUUUCGCCGUCUCGAAAUCUAGCCUUUGGGGGGUAGACAGAUUAUUGGAGCGCGGAGGAGCUAAUAUCAACACAUUGUCUGGGAAAGGUCUCACACCUCUGGAUCUUGCAGUCAAAAAUGAAAAUCUGCCACUGGUCUCAGAACUCAUAAAAUUUGGUGCUGACCUCAACAUACCAUCAAACAGAGAGUUAUGUCCAGUGCAUUUUGCAAUCCAGCGGAAUUAUGUUAAAAUAGUUGGUACACUUGUGGAUGGUGGAGCUGACAUGACUAUCUGCACACCAGAAGGUUUACCCCCCUUACAUUUAGCAAUAUACGGGGACAAUACCGAAGUGGUUAAAGAACUGCUUGAACUUGACGUUGAUACCAAUAUCCGCAAUGGAGAUGAUAAACCAGCCCUGAAUUUUGCACUUGAACAAGAUGAACCAAACGUAUCCAUCAUUGAGAUGCUGGUUGCGCAUCCAAAAACAGAUGUCAAUUGCUUAAAUUGCUCAAGAGGAUAUGACCAUCCUUUACACACUGCAGUAAUUUUGGAAAAUGUUCGCGUGGUGACUGUUUUGCUGGAGUGUGAAAGAUUUGAUGUAAACUGUUUAGAUUCUAUGAACUCAACGCCACUCCAUAUUGCCGUGAGAAACAAUAAUAAGGAAAUCACAUUUCUCUUACUGACGUACAAUGCCAAUACAACAUUAAAAGACAUUAACGGGAAGACACCAUGGCAGAUUGCAAACGAACAUGGGAAUAAGAAUUUGGCUGAUUCAAUCAAAAUUCUGAUCCAAUGAUUUAGUACUGUGUUGUAAGUAAGCUAUUUCAAGUGUAAACAGCAUAUCCCGAUUACAUUGACAAGGGCAUAUUUGAUUUGUAUGGUUCAAAUAGUGAAGAUUCCUAGCGCUAGCUAGCUAGCUAGCUGUCAUCGUUUUUUGAAGAAACAAAAGGCGAAGAGUUCAAUAGAAGAACGUGUGAACUAUCAUCGUACAAUGAUUAUGUAGCAUUACCAAAGUAGCUCUCCUCUGCUGACAUCUUGCCAAGAAGGUCGAAAAUAUUCGCCACCAAUAUUAAUACAGUAAAGAAAACCUGGAUUCAGAACUCGCUUCUCCUCUUUUAUCUAUUUUAUUCUUAUAGUGAUUGUAGGGAAUCUAUCGGCAAAAUCACUAUAUACCAUACAAAGCUAUAUGUCGGAGUGUAGUCGAACCACAAUGACCGGGCGUGUAGAUUUUCAAUUGCCUUACACAUUCCAAGUGAGUCAGUCUGCCGUUUGUCAGCAACAGCCAUCGCUUGGCUGCCUAUUAUUAUAAUGUUGUAUUUUGACAUUUUCAGUUUGUUGUCUAUAUUUGUAUAAGUAUAAAUGAACAGAUACUUCUCAAAUUCAUUUGUAUAUUUCCCAGAGUUAAUAAUUGUGCAUGGUUUUGUUUUGAGAGUGACUAAAAGAAAGAAAUGGCAGACAAGUGACCAUCGUGGAUUUUUACUGUAAUUUUGUGAUUGCUAUUUCUCAGCAACUUCUGGACAGAUCUGUCUCAAAUUUCAUAUAUAGCUUCACCUAUGAUCUAGUUGUGCAUAUUUCAUUUUGAGACUAAUCAGAAGUACACAUUGUUCAUCAGAUAGCCAUCUUCGAUUUUGACAGUUUAGAGAUAAUUUUGUAUAUUUUGAAGUAUUAUGAAAAAAAU